Phyllopteryx taeniolatus (common seadragon) is the source of this 1252-nucleotide messenger RNA. RefSeq names its product norrin cystine knot growth factor NDP (gene ndp). NCBI's taxonomy places the organism in Eukaryota, Metazoa, Chordata, Actinopteri, Syngnathiformes, Syngnathidae. The transcript has 4 exons. The coding region runs from base 309 to 728 and encodes 139 amino acids. The record is from RefSeq and is a predicted model, not a curated record. Gene Ontology annotation, biological process: Wnt signaling pathway.
ACCCACUCCCGGCCGGCUGCUGCAGCGGCGGACGGAGCCGAGCGGGGAGGCGCACACGUCGAGAGGCAACGAGAAGACUCGGACCACCGUCGCCUUUCGCGAAGACCGUUGUGAAUAAGGACGCCAGGAGAUGGAGAGGCCCUACGAAUCCAACCUUGUUCCCAGUUUGGCUCGACAGCGCGCUGGAUUUGAAGCUCCGCCGUACAAGAAGUGAGCAACGAGUGAGAUCGGUCAUCGAUGACGCCCUGAAGUCGUCGUGCAGAAAACUCUUCGUAAGGAUCCCGGGCGGGCCCGAGGGCGGUCCGACCAUGAGAGCUUCAAUCGCUGCGGUCCCGCCCUUCGGCCUCCUGCUGGUCCUGAUGUGCUGCCCCCCGCCGGGCUCGGCGCAGUCCGCCGGCGACGACGGACACCCCUCGCACGUGAGCGUCUCGGACCCCCGGCGCUGCCUGAGGCAUCACUUUGUCGAGACAAUCAGCCACCCCAUUUAUAAGUGCAACGCCAAGAUGGCGCUGCUGGCGCGCUGCGAGGGCCGCUGCGGCCCGACGACCCGCUCCGACCCGCUCAUCUCCUUCAGCUCGGUGCUCAAGCAGCCCUUCAAGAGCACUUGCGCCUGCUGCCGCCCGCACACGUCCAAACUCAAGGCCGUGCGCCUGCGCUGCGCCGGCGGCGCCCGCGUCACCGCCACGUACCGCUACAUCCUGGCCUGCGACUGCCAGGAGUGCAGCUAAGCUCAGCCGCGCACGUCGGGGGGGUUCCUUCGCUUUCUCGCUCUCUCGCCCGGACCCUGAAAAGUCUCUUUUUUGGGGGCCGACCGGAACUUGAACUGAAUCCAAAGUUCUCCGUUAGUCCCCAAGACAACAAAACAAGUUUCCUCGUUAAAAAAAACUAGCUCAAGCUUUCGCGGCGCAAACCCAAACGGCCGGCGGCCUUUCAUCUGCUACCGUAAACCAAGAGAGGCGAAGACGUCAGGUGAACUAUAAAAAGAAGAAGACGGAUGAAAGGCGGAAGGUGAGGGCGGCGCGUUCGGACUCCUGUUAAAUGUCGUCUAUUUGAAUCUGAUGUUCCCGUAAUGUCACGCCGCGUCUUGUAUUCUGCCACUCGGAAGAAACUCGACACUUUCCUCGCCGAGUUCCUGCCAAUCCGUUUCGAAGAAUAUAGAAUGUGUCCCUCUUGUCCCAUUUGGUGUUUUCUCCCCACAACAAAUAUUAAAAUCACAUUUUGGCAAACCGCAAAAUUGUCUUCAUAAUUAUGU